AUGGCUAGCCGUCAGCUGUCUGAGGACGCGUCGGUUAGCCGUCAGCUUUCUGAGGAUGAGUCGGUCAGUCGAGAGGUGUGGGAGCAGGACUUGGGGCCGCGAGGGUUGAAAUUGGAGGUGGUGGUGGCGCGGGUGGUGGGCUCCGAUGGGCACAACUGGCUCAAGUACGGCCAGAAGCAAGUGCAGCGCUCCAACGCCACCAGGUGCUACUACAAGUGCACUCGCGCCAAGACCACCAUCUCAUACGUGCUGUGCUACUACAAGUGCAGUCGCGCCAAGACCAGCCUGCGCUGUCCGGCCAAGAAGACUGUUGACAUCAACUGCCGCAACGGCUCCGACCCGCUCUCCCCCGACGCCAUCCAAGUUGCCUACCGCUGCCGCCUCCACAACCACCCCGCGCCUCCCAUUAGCCGUCCACCCAACCACCCCACAGUCCCCAUUUACGGCCCUACCAAGCGGCCCAAUUACCGCCGUACUUACCGGCCUCUCGACCGGCCCAUGAGCCACCAUAGCAACCUCGCGGUGUCACGCGGUGGAGCUGGUUGCACUGCAGCAUCUAGCGCUGCUCGCCUUGACCAUCUUGCUGCGGCUCUCGAUUGCCCGGACGGUGGUUCCCAUGCAGCUCUCACUUACCCGGACACUCAUUCCCAUGCAGCUCUGGAUUCCCAGGCUGCUUGCUCUGAUGCAGCUCUGAACGCCCCGGGUGCUGAUUUUGGUGGGCCUCUGAAUGCCCUGGGUGCUGAUUUUGGUGGGCCUGUGAAUGCCCUGCCCUCUCCUCCGGGGCUGGCUGGGCCUAUCCCCGUUAGUGGCUGCUCCACUGACCUCAACUAUGCUGUUGCUGUUCACACGCGGAGGUCUACAAUCUAUGAGGAACUGCGGCUUCUGGAUCUCAGAUCUCAAAUGCUAGGAGAAGAUGGCAGCCGUCGAUUUUAUGAUGCGGAGGAGGAUUCGACGGAUGAGAUUUUCUCUUCUCUGGGAGCAAUAUCGCCUACGAAUCAAGGUCUCCAAGAUCUUCAAGAGCUCCAAGAGCUGUCACUGCCUUUCAGUGCCAACCACGUGGGGCUUCUACCAAACUUCUCUGACGCGGGAUUGGUCGAGGAGGAGCAGAUCGCUGGUGGUGUGGUGGUGGGCAAUGGGGAGGGUUUGAAAUUUGAUUUACAUGGUGAUGGGGAGGAAGGGUCGCUGCACGGUUCUCCAGGGACGAGAUUGGCAGCACCGAUGGGGCAUGUGUCGGGUGCUGCUGUGCAGGGUGCUGCUGUGCCGGGUGCUGCUGUGCCGGGUGCUGCUGUGCAGGGUGCUGCUGUGCAGGGUGCUGCUGCUUUGUCUGGCUGCGGUGCUGUAUCCGAUGCUCAUCAUUUUCAGACCCAGAAGGAGCCGUUGACUCAAAAUGCAUCGUUGACUGACGCCUCUCCUUCAGACCACCUUGCAAUGUUCCCAACCACUUCCAACCGCGCUAUGUUUGGCCCAUUGCACCAGCAGCAAGCUAUGUUGAAGCCGUUGAUUCCAGCAGCAGUGGUUGCGUUUCUAGGGGGCGACAGCACCAUCCGGGUUUCAGACUUUGCAGCCGUUGGCGAGCGGAAGGAGCUGCAAUCGUGGCUCGAAGGCUCUCUAACCAUGCGCAGCAAGGUACCCCUAGGCAAGUCCUCACCUCGUCCUCACGUGCAGGUGAAUAACUACGGGCGAAUUAACUCGCCCGGCGAUGACAUCCGCGUAGCCAUGGCGAAGAACGCGAGCAAGGCGGGAAGUCCUACCGCCGCCUCCGGUGCGAGCUGUGACGGGGAAGACGGAGACGAAGCACACGGCGACGACGCCGAGGAGGAUUGGCCGGAGAACGGCCACGAUGACAGCGCUUCGGGCGACGAAUUUGGUAUUGCCGACAUCGAGGAGGACGAAUGGUGGAAUCAGCCGGUCUGGAGCGACGACGAGGUGGAAGAGUGGCAGGCUGGUGAUUCCGACAACGACGGAGGUGAAGAUGCUGGCGGUGACAACGCGGAGGCACAGGAAGAGGCGGUGGAUGCGAAUGAGGCUGCCGACGAGGCGGCGGCGGAACUCGAGACAGAGGCGCCUGCGAAUGCGGACGCGGUGGCGGAGGCGAACAAGGUGGCUGCGGAUGCCGUCUUAUUUGAGGGUGAGGGCGACGACGACGACCCGCGGAGCCUUGGGACAGACGACGACGUUCCGCUACUGAAGCGGAGGCUGCGCCAUCACCUACAUUCCACGACGAAGCGCGCCCGCGUGGUGCUCUGUGACGACGACAGUCCCGGGGAGGAGCGUCGCCCCCUACUCACCGUUGCGGAGAAGGGAAAGGCAAAGGUCGUGGAAGCCCCUGCUAAGUCCCCUGCUAAGGCCCCUGCGAAGGCUCUUGCUCGUGGCCGCACAAGCAACAAGAAGCGCAAGGACGACGGAGACCCUGGAUCCAGCAAGGGUGCGGCAAAGAAAAAAGCGAAGAAGGCGCCGAAUCCUGACGACAUCAUCGUCAACGAGGCGUUGGGCAGCGACGAUGAGUACGCGGCGGUGGCGGGCCCGAUUCCCACGUUCCCUGAGAAGGAGGCGCCGAAGGACCCCAUCCUCCAUAAUCCCAACACCCGCCCACCUUCCCCUCGCCGCAAAGACACUACGAAGAAGCGCCGCGGCUGGACCGCAGGAAUCGUGGUCCAAGCACAGGACAACGGGUGGAUGGACAAGAGCGCUGUGCAGACCUGGCUGUCCAAGGAGGUGCUUCCCCAUCUGAACCCCCAGCGCGGCAAGAGCGGGAGGCGUGCGAUGCUGGUGUUGGACUCCUACCGCGGCCACAUCACCCAGACCAUGCUUCAGUCGUACCGCACGCACAGCAUCACCCCUGCAGUCAUUCCAGCGGGUUGUACGAGCCAGAUUCAACCCCUGGACGUCUCCAUCAACCGGUGCUUCAAGGCUGCCGUGCGAGCGCGCUACGCCAGGUGGUUCAUGCGUGAAGGGAUUCACCUGAAGACGAAGAAGGGGAACCUGCGGAGGCCUCUGCACCCCGUGGUGCUGCAGUGGAUCGCGGAGGCUUGGGAUCAAGUCCCCAGGCAGAUCAUCAUCGACGCGUUCCGCCACUGUGGGAUCUCCAGCAAGCUGGACGGAACGGAGAACCACCUGGUGAUGUCUCACCUGCGCGCCAGGAGCACCACCGAUGUCUCCGAGGACAUGUCCCUCAGGGGGACCACAGGCGACAACACGCGCCUGCUUCGGAAGCCUCCAGAGGAGGAGGAGGAGGAGGAGGAGGAGGAGGAGGAGGAGGAGGAGGAGGAGGAGGAGGAGGAGGAGGAGGAGGAGGAGGAGGAGGAGGAGGAGGAGGCGAUGCAGGCGGAGGGCGUGCGGGAGGUGGCCAUGGCAACUGGCCUGGAGGUGCUGUACCAGGAGACCCCCAACUACCGCGGAGCGGCAGCCGAGGCUGACCGCAUGAUCGAGCCGAGGGAGACGGCUAGGCAUGCCUGGCGAGUGCCAGACCUGGGCGUAGAGCCUGUUGCUAGUGCUGCAGAGGAGGCGGUUACUGAGGGGGGGACGCUGCUAGCGACCAUAAGCGGGCCAGGGUCGCCGUUGAAACUUCCUUCAUCGGCGGAAGUAACGCAGACGCGUGAGCACGGUGAGACGACACGGCGAGAUCACGCGGAACAGGAAGAGGACGCGGCGGAGCAAACUGAGCCCACGGCGGCCCGCCACCAGCACCUACGAAGCCCAUCCCCAUCGGCAGCGGCCGCUCUGAACGCGCCGGGGAUCCAAAGGGAUUGUGGGGCAGGAGCGCGGAGAGAGGGACGACGGGAGCAGCGCGAGGAGCUGAUGGUGACGCCGACCCCGCACGCGAGCGACGAAGCUCCUUCUCCACGUCAUCAAGCCUAUCCAGAAGACGGCGCUCCAUUGCGGACGGCGCUGGACGCGCUUUUCCGCCGCGACUGUCACCCCCCCGUCGCCCACGACCCGCACGCCCACUUGCGCUCGAGCGCACAGGCGACUGCGGGCGAGAUGGGCCCUGCUGACGCUGGCGGCCAGGAAAACAGUCCCCGCGACGAGGGGAGUAGAUCCGUUGGCGCUUUGCAGGAGGGGGCGAACGCAGAGCUGGGGGGCGACGCCCAAACGUCUGGCAGGCAGACGACCGCUGGCGAGAUGAACGGUGAGGGGGCGAACGAUGACGAUGCGAACGACGGUCACGGGAUCGGCUUCGCGACGCCACGCGACGAGGCGAACGAGGCGACAGCGGCGAACGAGCCGCACCGUGACGAUCAUCACGGCGGCUCUCCCGCUUAUCGUCGCGAGCUGCCGAUGCGCGACGGUGAGUUGAACGCUCCUGAUGCGCCACAGCCUCUGCGCCAAAGCGCAAGACAGACCCCGCGCGCGGGGGCUCCCGCGGUGACAAGGACCUGCCCGCGCGCGGAGCCAACUCGCGCCGCUGGUCCUCGAAGCGGCAGCGGAUCUGAUCAGCGGACGCCGGCGGAGCAACAGGCACGCUCGCGGCAGGGCGUGCAGGAGGAAGCGGACGGGGAGCAGGAUCGCUCUCCGCGGUGCUGUCGCGGCCAAGAGCGCCAAGGAAAUCCAUUGGCCAACGCUCAAGACGCUCCACUGGCACACGAGGAGCCGACAACGCCGAUCUCCCAGGCGCAACAGGCGGAUCCUGUGGCAGCUACCCCGCGGAGCGGACGGGGAAGCACGCGGGGGAGAGGCGGGCGACGAGGAGCGCGCGGAGGGCAGAGGAGCGCAGGCCAAGCGGGAAGGGGACCGCCCUGCCAGUUGCCGAGCCCAAUCUGGUUGGGGGAGCCGGCGGAACGAGUCACGCGCCAGUCAUUUGCCAGGCGGGGGGCGAGGGGAGGAACAGCAGCGCAAGCGAGGAGAAACAGGGAUAUCAACACAGAGAAGAGUGGAUACGAUUAUAUACCGUCAGAUAUGAGGCAACCAGACGAUCCCGCCUCACCUCACGCGGAACAAGGAGAGGGGCAAGCGCAGCAACAGGAGAGAGGAACCGGCCGCAUACAGCAUCGCAGGGCUCACCUUCCCCCGGACCAGGCACUAUCGGCGUCCCAGCUGGCCUCGCGGGAGGAUCUUUUCCAGAUCGCGAUGACUUGGGACCUUACAUUCCUAACCUCCACCACCCACCUACCAAUCGUCCGCCGACUGCCGCCGUAG
Molecule: messenger RNA, 5136 nt
Organism: Closterium sp. NIES-65
Lineage: Eukaryota; Viridiplantae; Streptophyta; Zygnematophyceae; Desmidiales; Closteriaceae
Source: the annotation of a GenBank genome assembly